AUGAAUAUUACGUUAUUGAAAAGGCAUUCAGGAAUAUGGGAGAGUGAGGUUAACUACAAUCAAUACAAAAGUGAUGGGAUAGUGGUUGGAGAAAAUAUUUCAUAUAUGAAUUUGAUCUCAGCAAUUGCUACUGAAUUAAAUAUUGAUGAAUUGAAAAAAAAUAUUAUUAUCCGAUAUAUUGUAGAGGGCAAUUCUUCUCUGAUAAUAAUUAGGAAGGAUAUGUGUGUGAAGCUAUUUAUAGAAAUAAAGAAGGAAGAGGUUGGAUUCAGUAUGUAUCCGCUUUGCAUCGAUACAAAUGAUAGAAGUACAGAGGAGUUACAAAUUUUUGAUUCAAGCAGUGGUGUAAUUAUGUGUAUUGAAGGUGGACAAAGAGACGCUAAUGCUCUAAACGUUGUUGAAUCAAACAUUGGUGAUUCUUGUUACAUAUCCGAGAUGGAGAAAGAAAAUUAUAUAUCAGAUACAAAUAUAUCAAAUGUGGAGACGAAACAAUUGUACAAGGAUAAAGCAACUCUUGUGGCUGUAAUGAUGAAAUACAAAAUUAAAACUAGCUUCAAUUUUAGAGUCAAGCGGUCAGAUACAAAAAGCUAUGUUUUAGAGUGUUAUUCGGAGACUUGUUGUUGGAAAUUAAAGGCGUCUGUUAAGAAAAACACUGAUAUAUUCAAAGUAAGAUACUUCAACAGUGAGCAUACAUGUCCAUUAAGGGAUAGGGUAUUAAGUAAAGUACAAGCUACUGUUGGAUUUAUUGGUGCUUUUACAGCUCCAAAAUUGGUAAAUCAUAAAAGAAAACAUACUCCAAAUGAUAUAAUUGAUGAUGUUAGGGAAAUCUAUGGUGUUGAGAUUUCUUACUAG
This is a messenger RNA of Solanum lycopersicum (tomato), 849 nucleotides long. RefSeq lists its product as uncharacterized. The record is from RefSeq and is a predicted model, not a curated record. NCBI's taxonomy places the organism in Eukaryota, Viridiplantae, Streptophyta, Magnoliopsida, Solanales, Solanaceae.